UCUGUCGUCUUGCUAGUUUUUCCUUUCGAAGCAUCCUCUUUCGAAGUCUCAGAAGCAACCCGGUUCAUGAGCAAAAGACGAUCCUCCUCCCAUCACCAGUCCGAGUCCACAAUGUCAUCCCCUGUGGACUCGGGCUGUUCCCCGGAUUACUUCGGCGACGACAUGUUUCCCCCGAUAGAUCCUCCUGAGGAUCCUGUGGGGCCCUGGACGCAAGCCGAACUUUUGGUUCAGGAUGUAGAUCCUUUUGGUUUCACGAACCAAGAAGGAUUGCAGGAUGUGAUUUCGGGCUCCAUGCCUCAAAUGGCCAUGGAUCUUCCGGUGCUCGACGUCAGUGAUGAUGUUGGCUCUUUGAUUUCCUCGGGUGAGGUCUUGAGCCAUGAUCAGGCCCAACUACACUCGUUUAUCUCGGAUGUGGAAUCUUCCUCUGCCGACACGUCUGGUGGAAACAACUCGGGAUCAGAGAACAGUGAAAGGUUCAAGUUCGAAGAAGAUCCUCUCAUUCGUAUGAAAAGGGACGAAUGCGUAGAAGAUGGAAUAUUCUUUUGCAACUGGGGGAACUGCCACAAACAGUUUGGCAACAACUCCGAGAGAACAAAGCAUCUUCGUUCGCACUACAAACCUGUAUACUGUCCUUGGCCCGGAUGUACACACAAGAGUGCUUGGCCAAGGGAGAUGCGCAAGCACUUCAACUCUCACCGGUCGAAGAAGUCUUACAAGUGUCCUCUUUGUCCUAUAAUGUUCACACGCAAUUAUAACCUUCCACGGCACCUGCGGGAGGUCCAUGGCGGGGAGAGGAGGCCGCGACGAUUGGAGAUGCGGUAG
Molecule: messenger RNA, 822 nt
Organism: Fusarium keratoplasticum
Lineage: Eukaryota; Fungi; Ascomycota; Sordariomycetes; Hypocreales; Nectriaceae
Exons: 4
Coding region: 67-822 (251 amino acids)
Biological process (GO): regulation of transcription by RNA polymerase II
Cellular component (GO): nucleus
Molecular function (GO): DNA-binding transcription factor activity, RNA polymerase II-specific; RNA polymerase II cis-regulatory region sequence-specific DNA binding
Source: RefSeq, a predicted model, not a curated record